Solea senegalensis (Senegalese sole) is the source of this 3848-nucleotide messenger RNA. It is a transcript of the gene dhx37, whose product is annotated as DEAH (Asp-Glu-Ala-His) box polypeptide 37. Gene Ontology annotation, cellular component: intracellular anatomical structure; nucleolus. NCBI's taxonomy places the organism in Eukaryota, Metazoa, Chordata, Actinopteri, Pleuronectiformes, Soleidae. The transcript has 27 exons. Gene Ontology annotation, biological process: maturation of SSU-rRNA from tricistronic rRNA transcript (SSU-rRNA, 5.8S rRNA, LSU-rRNA). The record is from RefSeq and is a predicted model, not a curated record. Bases 105 to 3569 code for a protein of 1154 amino acids. Gene Ontology annotation, molecular function: RNA binding; ATP binding.
CUGAGGUGUGUUUACACGUGAUAUUCGUGCACGGAUGAAAUUUCAGUCUGAACGUUUUGAAAUCUUACAUGUAGUUGUUUGACCUGCUGAAAUUAAAGUUAAAAAUGGGAAAAACUAGGAAGAAGUACAACUGGAAGGGAAGACAACAGAGUGACCCUCAACAACCAGAGGGUGAAGAAAAGACAGACAUUGUGGUGGAACUGAAAGAUGGAGCCAGGCUGAAAGGUGUAGAUGAGAGCAAUGCUUUGGUCCUCCCAGCCAACAAAGCCAAGAAGAAAAAAGCCUCACUGACACCGGUCUCCACCAGAAAACCACUCACCAAGAAGCAGAGGAAAGAGCUGCAGAAAGUGCUGGAGCGCAAGGAGAAGAAAGCUCAGAGAGCAGAUAUCUUGACCAAACUGGCUGAGGUGCAGAUUCCAGAGUCUGAGAUUAAGCUGCUGUACACCACAUCAAAACUGGGAACAGGAGAGAAGAUUUACCAGACUAAACAUUCCUUGGAUGAAACAAAGGAUCGAGACUCUGGUCCAAAAAUCAGCAGCGUCAGUGGAGCGAACAGAAAAAGAAAAUUGAAGGAAGAGGAGGAAGAUGAAGGACUAAAGGCAGAGGAAAGUAGUGACACUUCCUCUGAUGAUGAUGAGGAGAUGGAAAAAGAGGUUGAAGAAGUGAAUGAAAGCACAGAGAUGGCUGACACUAAUAAAACCACCUCUGCCAGUGAGGAAACAGAGGACAAACAGGGAGUGAAGGAAGAACCACAGAAAACAGACAUACAAAGUAAGAGUGUUUCAGAUCAGGAGAAAGUAAAAAAGAUGGAGGAUUCGAAGCCAACAGUCUUCAUUCCUGUUGACAGAUCUCCAGAAAUACAGGAGGCUCGUCUGAAGCUGCCGGUGUUGGCAGAGGAGCAGGUCAUCAUGGAGGCAGUGAGAGAACACCCCUGUGCCAUCAUCUGUGGAGAGACAGGAAGUGGAAAAACAACACAAGUGCCUCAGUUUCUAUAUGAAGCUGGUUAUGCCAGUGGAAGUGGAAUUAUUGGCAUCACAGAGCCGAGACGAGUUGCUGCUGUGAGCAUGUCGCAUCGAGUGGCCAAAGAGAUGAAUCUGUCCACACGAAUUGUGUCUUACCAGAUUCGGUAUGAGGGAAAUGUGACGAAUGAGACCAAAAUCAAGUUCAUGACAGAUGGUGUUCUGUUGAAGGAGAUUCAGAAGGAUUUCCUUCUCCAGAGAUACAGUGCGAUAAUCAUAGAUGAAGCCCAUGAAAGGAGUGUGUAUACAGACAUCCUCAUCGGACUGUUGUCUCGCAUUGUCCCACUCAGAAACAAGAAAGGUUUGCCCAUGAAGCUGCUGGUCAUGUCAGCUACUCUGAGGGUUGAAGACUUCACAGAAAACCAGAAGCUAUUUCGGGCGCCUCCACCUGUGAUCAAGGUGGAAGCUCGCCAGUUCCCUGUCAGUAUCCACUUCAACAAGCGCACCCAACUGGAGGAUUACACUGGAGAGGCUUUUCAGAAGACCUGCAAGAUCCACCGGAUGCUGCCUUCAGGUGGCAUCCUGGUGUUUCUCACCGGUCAGGCAGAGGUUCACACUCUGUGCAGAAGACUGAGAAAAGCUUUCCCCUUUAGAAAGAGAAACACAACCACUGGUGAAGUUGAAGAAGCAGACACAUCAGAGGCGAUGAGGAAGUUUAAAAAGGCCAAACAGAAGAAGACUGUUUCUCUGCCCCGUAUCGACUUGGAUAACUACUCUGCCCUGCCGAUGGAUGAAGGUGACGAGGACAGAGAGGCAGGGAUCGGAGACGAGGAGGAUGACGGCUCUGACGUGGACAUUGGAGACGAUCCCGACCAUGCAGAGGAGAAGGCUGAUCCAUCUAUUCCUCUCUAUGUCCUUCCUUUGUACUCUUUGUUGGCACCAGAGCAGCAGGCGAAGGUGUUCAGGCCGCCCCCUCCUGGUACUCGUCUGUGUGUUGUUGCCACCAACGUGGCUGAGACGUCUUUGACCAUUCCUGGCAUCAAGUACGUAGUUGACUGCGGUCGCGUUAAGAAGCGCUUCUACGACCGAGUGACCGGCGUGUCGUCCUUUAAAGUCACAUGGACUUCACAGGCUUCCGCCAACCAGAGGGCGGGUAGAGCAGGACGAACAGAGCCGGGCCACUGCUACAGGUUGUACUCGUCUGCAGUGUUUGGAGAUUUCAGUUUGUUCUCAGAAGCAGAGAUCACACGCAGGCCUGUGGAAGACCUGGUUUUACAGAUGAAGGACCUCAACAUAGAGAAGGUGGUUAAUUUUCCUUUUCCCACAUCUCCCUCGGCUGAGGCUCUUGUAGCAGCAGAGGAGUUAUUGAUUUCGUUGGGAGCUUUGAAAGAGCCUCCUCGUACUGGAAGGGUUAAACAGAUGGCACAGGCGAGGCUGAGUUGUCCCAUCACCCCCCUUGGCAGAGCGAUGGCUUCAUUUCCUGUGGCACCACGUUAUGCUAAAAUGUUAGCACUCGGGAAGCAGCAGGAUUGCCUGCCGUAUGUUAUUGCCUUGGUAGCAGCAAUGACAGUCCGGGAGGUCUUUGAAGACUUCAACAGACCUGCAGGUAGUGAAGAGGAGAACUCCAAGCUCACCCAGCGUCGAGCUCGGCUGACCCAAAUGAGGAGGUUGUGGGCUGGGCAAGGAGUUUCCCUUCUAUUGGGGGACCUCAUGGUCAUGUUGGGUGCUGUUGGUGCUUGUGAGUUUUCUGGCUGUACUCCCAAGUUUUGCGAGGAGAACGGCAUGAGGUAUAAGGCCAUGGUGGAGAUCAGGAGGCUCAGAGGACAACUCACCAAUGCAGUGAACACAGUGUGUCCAGAGGUGGGAGUAUUUGUGGAUCCUAAGAUGAGUCCACCGACGGAGCACCAGGUGUUUUGCUUGCGGCAGAUUGUUUUGGCGGGACUGGGAGACCACCUUGCACGACGUGUGCAGGCGGAAGAUAUCCUCGACCCAAAAUGGAAAAAUGGAUAUAAGACGUGUCUCAUGGACGACCCAGUGUUUAUUCAUCCCACAUCUGCGCUGUUCAAAACACUGCCCGAUUUUGUCGUCUACCAGGAGAUCAUGGAGACCACCAAGAUGUACAUGAGAGGCAUAUCAGCAGUAGAAGCAGAGUGGGUUCCCCAGAUUCUUCCUCAAUACUGUCAUUUCGGCCCCCCUCUGGAGUCACCAGCGCCAUGGUUCUGCUCGUCCACUGGCACCAUCAGGUGUCACUGUUUAAGCACCUUCUUUCGUGUGGGGUGGCAACUGCCAGCAGUGGAGAAGGAUUAUCCAGAGGGACUGGAUCGCUACAAACUGUUUGCCAGGUUUCUGUUGGAAGGACAGGUUUGUCCCAAACUAAAGAAAUACAGUGGUCACCUUCUCUCAAACCCCUCCAUCAUGAUGAAAACAUGGGCAAAGCUGCAACCCAGGACAGAGGCUGUGCUGGGAAUGCUGGUGACAAAGAGUGUCGACUGCAGAGACACACUGCUCUCUGUCUGGAAGACUGAUGAGAAAUUUCUACUGUCUGCAUACUGUCAGUGGAUUCCUGAAUCCAUUCACCAAGAAGUAGCCAAAACCUGGCCUCCAAUAUAAAGGCUGUGAUUUAAAAAAACAGAUCACAUUAUGGAGUUUUUUGCUGAGACAUACAGUAUGUCAACCUGCAAAUUAGUUUUAGCCACAUCUUCAAUUGUCUAAUCUACCACGUCACAAUGUGGUAUUUUCAACUGUUUGUAUUUUAUAUACUGUAUAAUUUGUACAGUUUUGUCUGGAGGACAGUAUUUCUACCACUGCUCCAAAAUAAGUGUGUGUGCUGCUGUCAUUUGUGUUUCAGAUUUAGUCUUCAUAAGACUUAUUAAAACUAUGACACUCUGA